GACAAAGAUACUCAGAGAGAAAAAGUAAAGGACCGGAGGAGACUGGAGAGACCGGGCUCCUUCCAGCUGAACAAAAUCAGCCACAAAGCAGACUAGCCAGCCAGCUACAACUGGAGUCAGAGUCCCAAAGACAUGGGCUUGUUAGAGUGCUGUGCAAGAUGUCUGGUAGGGGCCCCCUUUGCUUCCCUGGUGGCCACUGGAUUGUGUUUCUUUGGGGUGGCCCUGUUCUGUGGCUGCGGACAUGAAGCACUUACUGGCACAGAAAAACUAAUUGAGACCUACUUCUCCAAAAAUUACCAGGAUUAUGAGUAUCUCAUCAAUGUGAUCCAUGCCUUCCAGUAUGUCAUCUAUGGAACUGCCUCUUUCUUCUUCCUUUAUGGGGCCCUCCUGCUGGCUGAGGGUUUCUACACCACCGGCGCAGUCAGGCAGAUCUUUGGCGACUACAAGACUACCAUCUGCGGCAAGGGCCUGAGUGCAACGGUAACAGGGGGCCAGAAGGGGAGGGGUUCCAGAGGCCAACAUCAAGCUCAGUCUUUGGAGCGGGUGUGUCAUUGUUUGGGAAAAUGGCUAGGACAUCCCGACAAGUUUGUGGGCAUCACCUAUGCCCUGACUGUUGUGUGGCUCCUGGUAUUUGCCUGCUCUGCUGUGCCUGUGUACAUUUACUUCAACACUUGGACAACCUGUCAGUCUAUUGCCUUCCCCAGCAAGACUUCUGCCAGCAUAGGCAGUCUCUGUGCUGAUGCCAGAAUGUACGGUGUUCUCCCAUGGAACGCUUUCCCUGGCAAGGUGUGUGGCUCCAACCUUCUGUCCAUCUGCAAAACAGCUGAGUUCCAAAUGACCUUCCACCUGUUUAUUGCUGCAUUUGUGGGGGCUGCAGCCACACUGGUUUCUCUGCUCACCUUCAUGAUUGCUGCCACUUACAACUUUGCCGUCCUCAAACUCAUGGGCCGUGGCACCAAGUUCUGAUCUCUUGUAGAAACCUCCCUUUCUCUAACAGCGAGGCUCUAACCACACAGCCUACGAUGCCGUGUCUCUCAUCUUAACUCUUUGCCUUCGCCACUGACUGGCCCUCUUCUUACUUGACGAGUGUAACAAGAAAGGAGAGUCUUGCAGUAAUUGCCGUUUCUCUGUGGACUCUCCCCUCUUAUGUACCUCUCUUAGUCUUUGUGCUUCACAGCUGGUUCCUGCUGGGAAUGGGAAAUGUCUGAGAAGAUGACUCCCCAGCUGCAAGUCCGGAAGAAAUGGAGGCUUUAAUUGAAUGUUCAAGCAUCUUUUAAGGACCAGGAAGUGUUUUCUUCUCACAGGGUACUUCCACUGAUGGAAAACUAAGUGAACAGAAAGAUGCUCAGGUAGAGGGAAGGAAAUUACUUGGUCUCCUUGCCAUCUGUAGGAGCCAAGUAGACUCUCCUUGGUGUGCAAGACAGAGAUCUCAGUCUUGUUUCUGUAGUAGCACUGAAGCUAGAAGAAAAAAGAAUAGCAGCUAUGCCUUGAGAGCAUUUGCCCAAAUCUGCCUACUGCAGCUGGGAGAAGGGAGUCAGAGCAAGGAUCUUUCACUCACAGAAAGCGAGCACUGACCCUGAUGGUGACGGACUACUGUUUAAGCUCUAACUUAGCCAACCCUAAUUACAGCACAUGAGAGCAUAGCAUCUGUGUAGACAGAGGGGGCGCCUAGCCUUGCACCUUGUUAGGGAAGACACAGGAUGUUGCCAGUAUCUUCUCACUCCUCCUUUCCCUCAUUACAGCUACCAUGACAACCCUGGGGUUUCCAGGGAGCUGAAAAUAGAGGGAAACUAGCUUCUAGGAAAAGGACCGGCCUAAAGAGCAAUAGUUGCUGCUGGUUAACAGUGUAACCUAAGAGGGCCCUCUGGUAGACACAGGAUGGACUCUUUGGAUAGUGUGUUAUUAUCAUCAUUAUGUUUUUUUCAGUUAACUGUGUUUUCUGGCCUCUGUUCUAUCUUCGCAAUGGUGCUCUUUUCAUGGGGUAUUGUCAAUUAUGUAGGUGAUCUACAGAUCUUGAUUUGUUUCAGAAUGAUGCACAUUUCACUUUUCCCAAUUUGUUUGUCCCCUGUAACACAUUUGGGGUUGUGCCCGAAAGGUCUGACGGAUGGUUCCUUGGUUACAAUUCCUCAACAAAUGAAAAUCAAACACAAAAGUUAUUUAAAAUUGAUGCAUUCUAUGCAUCUAUUGGGAUUUUCUACUAUUGUGCCCUCUGUAGAAACAAAUUUGGCAAAACAAAAUUUGAAUAACUUACUUGAGCAUUCUAGCUAGUGGGAGGUUUAAUUUACAUCUUGUGUAUUGAUGGGUUAGGUUUAUCAUAUAGGUUAUUAUCUUCAGGUAUAAAUCUCAUUACAAAAUGAAUGCAUCACACAUCAGCUAUUUGCAGUUGGUAAGCUUCCAUUGAAAAGGACAAGCAGAAAGAAUUUGAGACCUGAAUCGCUCCCAGAGUUCAGCCUUCUCUUGAUAUUUCUGUUAACUUGGGGUUUAAGAAAGUCUGAGUGGUCUUCGUCAAGGAAAGAUCAUAAGGGUACAACUGUAGCUCUUUUGUUAUCAAAAGCUGUUUUGUUUUUAACCCCCAAUGUCCAAGGAGAUGUAAGAUCAUUACAAAAAGACACUUGGGUAUGUAUAUAUAUAUUUUCAGACCAGUCUAUAAGAUAGGCUUCCAGACUACAUAGAGGGAAUAGAGGGAAAAGAUUCUGUAAGAAACCAAUCAAGAUCAAGAAAAGUGAAGUAACCCACGCCUUGUGUUUUGUUUUGAUUUAAUGACAUAACGAAUAACCAACUCUUCCCUGAAAACCUCACUUGCAUACAUACACACAUAUACACACACAAAAAGAGUUAAUCAACUGAAAGUGUUUCCUUCGUUUCUGAUGUAAAACUUCAAUGUUAACACCCAUAAAUAUAAACUUUUAGAAACUUAUCUUAUAAAAUGUAUUUUAUAAAAUUAAAGAAAAUAAAAUUAAGAAUGUU
Molecule: messenger RNA, 2967 nt
Organism: Echinops telfairi (small Madagascar hedgehog)
Lineage: Eukaryota; Metazoa; Chordata; Mammalia; Afrosoricida; Tenrecidae
Gene: PLP1
Product: proteolipid protein 1
Exons: 7
Coding region: 133-966 (277 amino acids)
Biological process (GO): central nervous system myelination; axon development
Cellular component (GO): myelin sheath; plasma membrane
Molecular function (GO): structural constituent of myelin sheath
Source: RefSeq, a predicted model, not a curated record